Molecule: messenger RNA, 534 nt
Organism: Ectocarpus siliculosus
Lineage: Eukaryota; Phaeophyceae; Ectocarpales; Ectocarpaceae
Source: the annotation of a GenBank genome assembly
AUGGUUAUCGCGCGGAGUCUCAAGGACGCAGCGCGGCUAGGGAGCGCGACGACCUCUCUGUUGCUGAGGAGGAGCGAGGACCUGGUAUGCCAGAACCUCAUGUGCGCCAAGAUAGGCGAGGCUUGCGUCUGUCGGCUGGCCGUCCACUUGUCCCGGCUGGGGAAGCUGAAGGAGCUCGACGUUGCUGAGAACGACCUCGGCGUCCUGCCCGAACCAGUGUUCGAGUUGCCGGCCUUGGAGCAUCUGGACGUCAGUGGGAACGGUCUCAAAGACCUGCCGGCGGGCGUAGCCGCUCUCUCCAGCCUUCGUACUCUCCGGCUGUCGGACAACGCCCUCACGGCCCUGCCGAAAGAGCUGGCCUUGCUCCCGUUGCUGACAGAGGUGCACGUAGACGGCAACAGCGGGCUAGGCAGCAGCGACAGAGUGGUCGAGGCGUUGCAGCACAGACCACAGACGACCGUCGUUUUCGGCGACGCAGGAGAUUACUCUCGAAGACGUCAAGAGGACGCUUCGACCUCCUCGGCGGAUAGAUAG